UGACAAUCAAUUAACUUUAAUUAAUCUAAAAGAAAAUAAUCAAAAUGUUUUUGAGAAUUGAAAUAUUGAUGUUAAUUUUUUCAUUUACUUUUAAUGUAAUAAUUCAAGUUAAAUGUAAAAAUAGCCAUUGGAAUUUCAAUGCGAGCUCGUGCAGCAAUGUUUUAUCUCCGGAAGUAAUAAAUGAAAUCAACAAGUACUCUCCGGUUGUUAAUCAGAUAAUAAACACUGCAAUCAAUGGAAGUUUUAAGGGGAAAACAUGGCAUGAACUUGCAGACUUUGUUGAUGAGUUUGGAUCAAGAUUUACUGGCACUCAAAACCUUGAAAAUGCUAUAGACUAUGUACUUGCAAAGUCAAGGGAUUUGGGGUUGGAAAAUGUCCACGGAGAAUCAGCACCUGUUCCUCGAUGGGUUAGAGGACAAGAGUCGGCGACACUUUUAUCACCACGUGAAAAAGACAUAAAGAUGCUGGGAUUGGGAUAUUCAGUAGGGACAUCGCCGGAAGGAAUAACAGCGGAAGCCAUCGUAGUAAAAAGUUUCGAAGAACUGGAAAUGCGUGCUGAAGAAGUGGCUGGGAAAAUAGUUGUUUAUAAUCAAAAGUAUGAGAGCUAUGGAAAAACUGUAAUAUACAGAUCUAAAGGAGCUGAUGCAGCUGCAGCACAUGGAGCUGUAGCUGUGCUAAUUCGAUCAAUUACACCUUUCUCUAUUUACUCUCCGCAUACAGGAAUGAUGGAUUACAGUGGAAAGGUUGUGAAAAUUCCAGCAGCAUGUAUUACUAUUGAGGAUGCUAAUUUACUGGGAAGAAUGGCAAUAAGAGGAAGAAAUAUAACAAUUAAAUUAGUAAUGCAAGCACAGCAGCUUCCUGAUGGUGAAUCUCGAAAUGUUGUGGCAGAAAUUACUGGAAGUGGUAAACCAAACAAAGUUGUUGUGGUAUCGGGUCACAUUGACAGUUGGGAUGUUGGUCAGGGGGCAAUGGAUGAUGGUGGGGGUGCAUUCACUUCUUGGAGUUCUUUGGUAUUACUCAAGUCAUUGAACCUUAGAGCAAAAAGGACUAUUAGAUCUAUCAUGUGGACAGCAGAAGAAAUGGGAAUCAUUGGAGCGAAUUACUAUAUUCAACAGCAUAAAGCUGAAGAAAAAGAUCUUCAAUUAGUAAUGGAGUCAGAUAUAGGAACAUUUAUGCCACUUGGAUGGGAAGCUACUGGAUCUCCAGAAGUUAUUUGUAUCCUUAGUAAAAUAACUAAAAUGAUAUCAACAAUGACUCCUUUAGGAGUUAAAAUGCCUCACAGUGGACCAGAUAUCGAAGGAUGGGUGAAUGCAGGAAUACCAGGAGCUUCUUUAUGGAAUAAAAAUGAACGAUAUUUUUGGUUCCACCAUUCAGAGGGUGAUACUAUGAAUGUAGAGGCACCAGAGAAUUUAGAUAUGGCAACAGCAUUAUUCGCAGCAACUGCUUAUAUUGCUGCUGAUAUAAGUUUGGAUUUCCCUCGACAUAAUUAAUCAAUGAUAACCGGAUUAAUGUUUUUAGAAAUGUAACUUAAUUAAAAAUAAUGAACCUUACUUAAUAAAAUUAAGAAUUAAAUAUU
Chelonus insularis is the source of this 1576-nucleotide messenger RNA. Its product is annotated as carboxypeptidase Q-like. Lineage: Eukaryota; Metazoa; Arthropoda; Insecta; Hymenoptera; Braconidae. Gene Ontology annotation, molecular function: metallodipeptidase activity. Gene Ontology annotation, biological process: peptide catabolic process; proteolysis. The transcript is spliced from 5 exons. The coding region runs from base 45 to 1490 and encodes 481 amino acids. The record is from RefSeq and is a predicted model, not a curated record.